AAAAUGGAUAAAAGGAAUCAUUCCAUGGUGACAAACUUUAUCUUGAUGGGAUUAACAGACCAACCAGAACUCCAGCUCCCCCUCUUCAUACUCUUCCUUGAAAUAUACAUUAUCUCCAUUGUGGGGAAUAUGGGUUUACUCCUACUUAUCAGGAUUAGUUCUCAGCUUCACACCCCCAUGUACUAUUUCCUCAGUAACUUAUCAUUCAUUGAUCUCUGCUACUCCUCUGUCAUUACCCCAAAAAUGUUGGUCAGUUUUGUUUCAGAGCAAAACAUCAUCUCCUACUCAGGGUGCUUGACACAAUUUUUUUUCUUCUGUACUUUUGGUAUUGCUGACUGCUACAUGCUGACAGCCAUGGCCUAUGAUCGUUAUGUGGCUAUCUGUUGUCCCCUACUCUAUAACAGCACCAUGUCCCAGACUCUCUGCUCCAUGCUAGUAGUAGGAGUGUAUACUAUGGGGAUCUUUGGAGCCAUUACCCAUACAAGCUGUUUGGCUAGACUGUCCUUCUGUGGAAACAAUGUUAUCAGUCAUUAUUACUGUGACAUUCCUCCUCUUCUGAAGCUCUCUUGUUCUAGUACCUACAUCAAUGAGCUUUUGGUGAUGUUUCUUGUUGUGGUCAAUUCAUUGGUAACCACUCUACCCAUCUUGAUCUCUUAUGCUUUCAUUCUCUCCAACAUCCUCAGUAUCCAUUCAUCUAAGGGCAGAUCCAAAGCCUUUAGCACUUGUGGAUCUCACCUGGCAUCUGUGGCUGUAUUGUAUGGUUCUGUCAUAUUUAUGUACUGUCAGCCUUCAUCAAGCAGCAACAUCACUCAACAGAAAGUUUCCUCAGUGAUCUACACCACAGUCAUCCCUAUGCUGAACCCUUUGAUCUAUAGUUUGAGGAACAAGGAUGUGAAGGAUGCCCUGAAAAAAAUCAGGAAGGACUGGAUAGUUUCGUGA
This is a messenger RNA of Monodelphis domestica (gray short-tailed opossum), 939 nucleotides long. Its product is annotated as olfactory receptor 8D1. Gene Ontology annotation, cellular component: membrane. NCBI's taxonomy places the organism in Eukaryota, Metazoa, Chordata, Mammalia, Didelphimorphia, Didelphidae. The record is from RefSeq and is a predicted model, not a curated record. Gene Ontology annotation, biological process: G protein-coupled receptor signaling pathway. Gene Ontology annotation, molecular function: G protein-coupled receptor activity; olfactory receptor activity.